Pundamilia nyererei is the source of this 1789-nucleotide messenger RNA. RefSeq names its product sulfotransferase family cytosolic 2B member 1-like. Gene Ontology annotation, molecular function: sulfotransferase activity. The coding region runs from base 48 to 917 and encodes 289 amino acids. The transcript has 6 exons. The record is from RefSeq and is a predicted model, not a curated record. NCBI's taxonomy places the organism in Eukaryota, Metazoa, Chordata, Actinopteri, Cichliformes, Cichlidae.
AGUACGACGGUUACUGACAGCUACACUUUCUCUGCAUACUUCGAAAAAUGUCGAUUUCCGAGGAGAUGUACCUGCACUAUCACGGACUGAUUGUGCCCAAGGAAACUCACUCUUAUGAGAGUUUGGAGUUUGCUCAGGGAUUCAAGUUUGAAGACGACGACGUCCUGGCUGUUACCUACCCGAAGUCAGGUACAAUCUGGAUGCAGGAGAUCCUCCCACUGGUGCUGAAUGGGGGGGAUCUGACACCCAUCCAUACCAUUCCUAACUGGGAGAGAGUCCCAUGGCUGGAAGAGAAACAACUGGCACGGGUGGUGGAUAAGCUGGCAUCUCCACGGGCACUGGUCUCACAUUUUCCCUACAACCUCAUGCCCCCUUCCUUCUGCACCUCCAAAGCAAAGGUGAUCUACGUCAUGAGGAACCCAAAGGACAUCAUGGUGUCUUCAUACUACUUCCACCAGAUGGCUGGCUUCCUUGAGGAUCCAGGAACCUUUGAUGAGUUCAUGGAUAAAUUUCUUGAGGGCAAAGUGAUGUUUGGAAAAUGGACAGACCACAUGAAGAGCUGGAGAAACAGUGAACUGGGAGACAGAAUAAUGUACAUUACAUAUGAAGAAAUGGCUCAGGACCUGCCUGCGGCUCUCAGGCGUAUUUCUGAUUUCCUGGGCUGCAAUCUGACUGAAGAACUAAUUCAGAAGGUAGCAGAGCAUUGUUCUUUCAAGAGCAUGCAGAACAACAACAUGUCCAACUUCAGUCUGAUCCCCAAGGUGUACUUGGACCAUGACAAAUCUCCUUUCCUAAGAAAAGGCAUUGCUGGAGACUGGAAAAACCACUUCAGCUCAGAGCAACUGACCCGAUUCACCUCUGUGAUUUCCAAAGAGCUGGAAGGUGAGAGCUUCUCUCUGCCAUGGAGCUUGGAUUGACCACCAUCUGAAAUAGUGAGACGGAGAGAUCAGGAGUGGUAAAGACAAAAUCGAGACCUAUAUCGCGAGUAAUGUUAUAUUUCUUAUAGGAGGCACAUCUAGUAUACAUAGAGCUGCCCCAAAAAAACAAAAGAGUGCAUCGGCCAGCACAACAAAUUUUGGAUCCUUCGCUCUGAUUUAGCGGUGAGUGCAGCGCAUGCCGUUGUGAAAGGGCCUUUAUGCUCCGCAGUGUGACUCACAGGUCCCAGGUCAGCCCUGACUUUGUGUUAGGUAAUACUAAAGUAAUAAUGGGAUUUCUGGUAUAUCACAGCUUUAUCCUUUCAACAGCUACCGGAAGUUAAGGGACCUAGCUUAUAAUGAAUAUUCAUAUGGAAAUCCUCCAGCUUCAAACUAUAUUACCCUUCCAGGACCUGCAGCUCAGCAAAGAACCCUUCGACAGCCCAACCCAUCUGUCUCUGAUUGGAUUGUUAAAUUUGUGAUUGACCUGACAUUGACCAAUCAGCUGAAAGGAAGAAGAAUUUGGUCAAAAUUUUUAAGUUUAAUAUAUAGUUUUUUGCUUUGCAUCUGUAACCAGACCUUAAAAAACAAAUUUGUAAUGUGUAAAUAUUUUUUUACAAAUACAAAUCUCUUUUACAUUGACACAAAUUCUCUUCCAUAGAUGCACAAACAUAAAAUUUUCAGAUAUUUGGUUUACAGGUUACAAAACUCAGUUCACAACUAUGCUGUCUGAUUUACAAAAUAUUCGUACUUGUAAAAUAUUUAUAAUAAAUAUUUUAAAAUAUUUAUAACCCCAAUUUGAGCCCAUAAACUAGUGCCAUGAACUAGUGGUAAAAAACUAAAUUGCCGCAAAAUGACGUCACUUCCGGUUUCGA